UCAUCGAGCAGGUUGAAAUGUGAGUUUCAGUGUCUGAAAGCACUGUAACGACCUUUUAGCUUUUAAAACCCAACAAGUUAAGAGUUUGACUCACAGGUGACAAAUGUAAACGUUGGCGGAGGUCUUCUGGAUUCGAGGAGGUCGGAAAGAAGCUCGCUGAGAGUGAGCCGCUCCGCUGCGCUCCGCCGACGCCGACGCUGACGCUGCUCAGGUCUGCCCAAGAUGUCGGCCUGAGCGAGACUUCAGACGAGCACGCACAAAAACUUUUGCUCCUCGGGCGACUUUGAAGCUCCUUUGGCGACACGAUGACGUUGGCCACCACGACCAUAGCCGAGCGCGACGUCAGCACAGCGAUGGGGAAAAACAAACCGAGCUAGCCCCGGGAGCUAACCAGCUAGCCACAUUUUAGCCCAGAACGACGAGCGAAUAAUAAUAAGUGGCUCACUCUUAAUGACGCCAGUUGAGGGGAGAACAUGUUGAGCCUUUGAAGGCCAUGGCGUGCUUUUGGGACUUGUCACCAAGGUUUGCGGGGCUCGCCAACUAACUGUGGGUUAGCUGUUAGCAUCAGUGCUAACUUCAGGCAGCAACAAAUUGUGAUUUACAGUCGAUGCUUUAGGAGGAACUCUGAGGCCAGCAUGGACAGCUUCUUCAAGGCGGCUGUUUGUGACCUGGACAAAGUGCUGGACGACUUUGAGCUGAGCGCAGAAGAAGUCGACUGCACGUCAGUCUUCCGGAAGCCUUCUCCGUACGACUUCUCCGCUCCGGCCUCCUCUGAGGCGUCCGGCGUGCCCCGCAACCUGCCCCCCAAUCCGCCCGACCUCAGCUCUCUUUGCUAUAGGGUUGCCGCCAGCAGCAGCAGCUGUGCGGACCAAGACAGCGAGGUGAAAGUUCAGCCUCUGACUGGCGUGGAUCUGCUCUCCUCCGUGGAUCACUGCGCCGCUCAAAGCUCGGCGCCUCCCUGCCCCGACCGGGCCCUCAAGCCCGUGUGCGACCUCGUCAACGACACCGGCUCGGCCGUCCUGGUCCGAGUCGGCAGCCGCGAUGCCUUCGGCGAGCUGGACGCCGCCGAGAAGCAAUUGGAGGGGGAAGUGAAGGACGAGGAGGAGGAGCUACUGGUGGACUUUGGCAACCUCGCGCUAGAGGAACGAGGUGCACCUAGCCAGAACUCAAACUCCCACCCGCAUCUUGUUGGAUCCUCCUUGAAUCUGGUGGAUGUCAUUCUUCCUGCAGUUCCUGCCGAGGACGCACAAGAGGAAAGCGACUCUAAAGAUGAAGGAUAUGAGGAGGAGCCUCAAGAAGAAGAUGAAUCCUCAGAACCGGGUAACCAGGAUGACCAGCAGCCACCUAACCAGAGUGCUCAAGAGGAGGCUCAAAAAGAGUCCGAUGAUGAAGCUUCUGUGGGUGGCCCCGAGCUCCUGGAGCCUGAAGAGCAACUGCAAGUUGAGGAUUCAGAAGAAGACUCUCUGUCAGGUUUGGACACUUGCCCUGAGGAACCCCUCGACUCACUAUCGCCGCAGCGUUGCUCUCUCAAACUCCCUGCCCUCGUCCCUUCUGCGGAACCUCCGCACUCUGACCCCUCAGAGCCCAGCCCGGUGGAGGCUCCAGAGUUUGGCUUCGAGUAUCUCCCUGAGAGCGACCGGGCCGAGCUGCUGGUCACGGACGAGGAGCUGGACGCCUUCCUGCAGGCCCGCGCCGAGGCCGAGCGGGCCGGCGGGAUCUCCUGCUCCGGCGGCUCGGCAGAGGCCCUCCGGGCAGGAAACUCGGUCGCGCUGAACGGGGAUCUGGAGCAGGUGCUUGCAGACGAGUUGAGGAGCUGCGGAGAAGAUCUAGAAGGCCUCGCCUCCCCCGAAAGUGACAGAGCCAUGCGCGUGUCAUCCCUUUCUCAGGAAUCACCUGGCGAGGAUUCCUCUAGAGGGAGCCAUUACUCCACCAGCAACUCUUUGCAGUCAGAGCAGCAGAUUUCCUACGGAGGGGCCAGACCCAAGCAGCUCCUCUGCCCCGCUGUGAGAUAUCCCGCAUCAGCCGAGGGCGAUGACGAGCUGCCCGCGUGUUCUUCGAACCUGGAGGACGACGACGACGACGACGAGAGUCCGCACGCGAGCCGCAGCUUCCUCGCACAUUCCAUCAGCAGCCCCGUCUACGCCGCUCCGGAGCCCCCGGAGUACACGGCCGCUUACGACGAACUCUCCGAGCCGCCGCCCUACCCCGGCGAGCCUCGGCCCGACAGCUGGAAGAGGGACGGUGCGGAGGAAGAGCCGGGCGUCCGGCAGCCCGCGUGGGUGCCCGACUCGGAAGCCCCCAACUGCAUGAACUGCUCGCAGAAGUUCACCUUCACCAAGAGGCGCCAUCACUGUCGUGCUUGCGGGAAAGUGUACUGCGCCGGCUGCUGCAACAGGAAGUGCAAGCUCAAGUACUUGGACAAGGAGGCGCGCGUGUGUGUCAUCUGCUUUGACACCUUGCAUAGAGCCCAGGCACUGGAGCGGAUGAUGAGCCCCACGGGUCCCAGUCCCAACCCCAACGUCCCGUCUGAGUACUGCAGCACCAUCCCGCCCCUGCAGCAGGCCCGAGCCGCCGGCACCCUCAACUCCCCGCCGCCCACGGUCAUGGUGCCCGUGUCGGUGCUCAAACACCCGAGCAACGACGGGUGCCCUCGGGAGCACAAGCGUGUCUGGUUCGCCGACGGCAUCCUGCCCAACGGGGAAGUGGCCGACACCACCAAGCUGUCGGUGAGCAGUCGCAGGAGCUCGCAGGAGUUUGCCAGCACUCCCGAAGAAACUACGCCUUCCGCCCCCACGGGGUCGGAAGGUGAAAGUUGCGGCCGGUCGAGCCCCGAGGUGGUGGAGGUGGUCCCCGCUCCCCCGUGCGGCCCCUGGCACUACGCCCUGCUGGCCGGAUUGGGCUCUGCAGUGAGCAAGACCCCAAGUCUGCUGCCCGACUGCGAGGACCUACUUCCUCCUCUGCUCAUCACCACUGGAGAGGACGCAGCAGGAGACCUGUUGGUGGAGGAAAGUCCGGCUCCUUGCCAGAUUCGACACCUCUUGGAGGAGGGGGGUCCUCGCCCUUUGGCCUUUGUCCUCAACGCCAACCUGCUGGUCAAUGUCAAGAUGGUCACAUACGACGGGCGUCAAUGCUGGUGCUUCGGCUCCAACGGGCUGCAGGCUCUGGGCCAGAGAGAGCUGGUCUUCCUCCUGGAGUGCGUCCCAGAAGAAAGAACUCUCCCCAGAGACCUCUUCACGCUGUGUCUCAGCAUUCAGCAGGACGCGCAAAGAGGCAAGUUUGUGGAGGAGCUGGACAACGUGACCUUCACCAGCAGCUUCCUGGGCAGCAAGGACCACGCCGGGAUGCUCUUCUUCUCUCCGACGUGUCAGCCGCUGGACGGCCUCAGUCUCCCCUCGCAGCCUUUCCUCUUUGGCCUUCUCAUCCAGAAGCUGGAGGUCCCCUGGGCCAAGGUAUUCCCCCUCAGGCUGCUUCUACGACUCGGGGCCGAAUACAGCGUGUACCCAACCACACUUGUGAGCGUGCGAUUUCGGGAAUCGGUGUAUCGUGAGACGGGACACACCAUCAUGAACCUACUGGCUGACCUGAGGAACUACCAGUACAGCCUGUCGUCUGUGGAGGGUCUCAGGAUCCACAUGGAGAUGGGCCACAGCUACAUCGACAUCCCGAAAAACAGCUUCAACGAGAUGCAGAGGGUGGUGAACGGCGCCAACGAGCACGUGAUCAGCAUCGGCGCCAACUUCAGUUGUCAGGCCGACUCCCACCUGGUGUGUUUCCAGAACGAGGACGGCACCUACCAGACGCAAGCCGGCAGCGUGCCCGGCAAGACGCGCACAGUGACGGGUGCCAGCUUUGUGGUCUUCAACGGCGCCCUGAAAGCCUCGUCGGGGUUCAUCGCCAAGUCCAGCAUUGUGGAAGACGGUCUCAUGGUGCAGAUGCCCCCGGAGACCAUGGAGGCCCUGCGCACGGCCCUGCGGGAACAGAACGACUUCGACAUCGCGUGCGGAAAGACGGACGAAACGGAGGUCCGGGAAACGGUCACCGUGCGCUGGGUCGACUGGACGUCGCCCGUCAACGCCGGCGUGACGAGCGGUGUGGACGGGCGCAGUCUGGACGGCGUGCGCAGCGUGAGGAUGCGGCAGGACGCCCACUUCGAGUGCGACGGGCGUGUCAUCGAGUGUUCUGAGGUCUUCUACCGGCUGACGUUUCCCGCCGGCGGCCCGACGGCCGUGCCGCCGGCGUGCGCGGUCUUCCAGAAGGAGAUCGCCGUGGCCGCCUGCGGAGCGCUGACGCGACAUCUGGCCGUCCUCGGCGCCGGCGCCAUCAACUCGCUCAGCCUGCGCGUGUCCACGCAUGGAGACGUGGUUGAGUACCAAGCCGGGUCCGGUGGGCGUCUCCUCCCUCAGCGUUACAUGAAUGAGCUGGACAGCGCGCUGAUCCCCGUCAUCCACGGGGGCGGCGCCGGCGUGCCGCCGGCCGCCAUGGACAUGGAGCUGCUCUUCUUUAUCACACACGCCAUCUAACACGCACGCGACGACACGCAGGAAGCUCAGACCACCGGCAGGUGGCGGCGGGAGAGGACGAUGGAACGUCAGGAACCUUCAGGUGGACUCGGGAGGGACCCGGAAUCAAACACAGACCCCCGCGCGUCGACCGAUCUCCCCCCCCCCCCCGCUCGGCCUUCCGCGCCUCACCCAAUGUGCAAUUGAGGAGCGGAGCGGCAGGUGCUAGCACGCCGUGCUGACAUUUUUGCUCUCCUCGACUAAAUGUUGCUGUUGGCAAAACGUCAGACGCAAACAAGGAGGACAAUAAAGACUCAAAACGUGAAUGUGAUGACAUUUGAUUGACAGCUGACAUUUUUUUAUUGUGUGCGUGCGUGUGCACAUUCAGCUGUAAGACCAAUGACGUCCUCAUUCACACUAUCAGGUGAUUUGAAUUCACAUACGAAGACACUACAUUCAGCUCUUAGCCUUGCAGCUUCGCACAGCAGCUUGUCCAAAAGCGAGCAAAAAAUACAAACACACAACCUUAACUCCUUCACAAUAACCUUUUUGAUUGUGUACAAGCUUAGGCCUCACAUCAAACAAUUACACUAUCUAUUUGCAAGUUUUGGGGGGAACCUAGCCUCUGUUGUUCACUGAAAAACUCAACCAUUCGCCGUUUAUGUGCUCAGGCCAAAGCUCUGUCUGACAUAAAAGUAUUGCUUUGGCGCCAUGUUGUGGUGUCCUGGUCCCAAGGAAUGAUUUUGAAGUGAGGUGAAGCUUCAUUUAGGAAAACGUAGUGCUUAGGUGCCAUCCCGUGGCAUCAUUCGUGCCAAGGAACAGCGUUGAAGAAGAGAAGCUUCCGGUUGGCCGUAGUGUUGAAAAAAGGGAUUUGCCGCCAUCUUGUGGCAUCUAUCGGCAAUUGCAGAUUUUGCGUGAGCCUCAGUUUUGUAUUUUCGCUAUCGUAUAAUACGAAUGACGACUAAUUUAUAUUUUGAUUUUGGGGGGGGAAAAAUGGUUGAGGGAUCCCUUGUGGUGCAGUCAUGGACUACAUGUGAAGGCUUGCAAUUUCCUACGAGCCCACAAGAUGGCAGCAAAGCACUACUUUUGUCUAAAUGAAGCUCCUUAGCUCACUAUCGGAGGAAAUUUGUUUAUUGGUUUGGCACAUUUUGAGGACAUCCAUUUUCUGAAGCGCUUGUCCCCCACGAAUGAAUUUGGGUUAAAAAAAAUGAAUUUUUAAGGAUGGAUUGUUGGUGGUACAGCAUGGCUGCCUAGUGGUUAGCAUGUCUGUCUCACAGUUAGUUCUGGGUUUGCAUUUCAUGUUCUCGCAGUGCUUGCGUUGGAUUUUCCUCUCAUGUUCCAAAAAACGCGUGAGCUUAAUUGGAGACAAGAAAUUGUCCUUCGGUGUGAUUGCGCAUCCUUGUUUGUCUCAAUGUGCCGCGCAACUGCGACCCAAAGUUAGCUGGCAUAGGCAAGCGUUGAAGGAAAACGGAUGCAUGGAUGGCAUUAAAAUAUUGCUUUUUUUUUUUUUUUUUUUUUUUUUUUUGGUUCAGCUGAGUUUGAAAAGAUAUCCGCCAUAAAUUGUGACAUUUUAUGAAUUUGUGCUAAAGACGAACCAAAAUGUAAUUUUGUCAUAUUUGGACAGCUGCUCUUUUCUUUUUUCUUUUUUUUUUCCUGCAUGCAGACGAGUCAUUCGCCAACAGUUAAAUGAUCAUCACUAAUUAUGAAUGUAGCAACAGAGCAGCUUUAAAAUGGUGUGUGGGGUUCAAAGGUCACACCAGCAAGAUGUAACGCGACUUUACCGGACCCGAACUGGAUCCCUGGGUGAUCCCGACACGUUCUGGUCUGCGAUGAGGCCAAGGUGUCUCUUUUUUUCUUUGUUUCAUCUCAAGUCUUUGUUGACAAAAUAUGCAUAAGAGAGAUUAUCUGUUUUGUUUUGUUUUUAAUAUGGAAGAUUUAUUUUUGAAAUCAUGGGUGUAAAAGUUUUAACAAAUGUGAGCAGAGUUGAUAUUUUUGAUAGGAUGUCCUCACAUACGGAUUCGUUAGUAGCAAAGAUGGCUGAUUCAUUCCACAGAUAAUGUAAGUACAUAAUACAUACACUCAUAUUUACUGGACAACAAGCGAUUGAAAUUGGAGGGGAAUGUGUCAGGAAAGGUGUUCAAAAAAAGAAUAAAACUGCAAUCAUCUAUUUGUGUGUUGAUUAAAUGUUUUGGGUGAUGGAAUAAUGUUAUUGAUUUUCUUUGGUGUUGACCAAAGGUUUUGAUUUUUGUGAUUAACAACCUCACCUCUUUAAAUCAGAUUUGCUCCAUUGUCGCCACUUCUGCCCAAUUGAAACCCAUGAAAAUUACACAUUUUAACAUUCCCGAUUAGCUGCAUUGAAUCAUCUUUUAAGAAAGGUUUUCAUUCUACCGAGGGAGAAAUUUCAGAUUCUUCCAAAAAUGGCCAGCGAACAAACUGGAAGGGUUGCAAAACCAAAUGAUGUGUUGUCACUAGAUUGUGUGUGUGUGUGUGUGUGCAUAGAGGGCGUGGCGUUGCCUCCCCCAAGGCCUGCGAUCGUCCCUCCAGCGUGCAUCGUUCCUUCCCAGGCUGGAAGUUUCAGUGGCAACAUGAGUGGACGCGUUGCAGAUCUGAGCGCCAAACAAGCUGAUUCGUUAACGCAGGUCAAACUUUUUUCAAUACGUCUCAUUUUUGCCAAACGAAUUCGAACUGAUGAUGUGUUCCGCUUGACUGCUACCGUAUUUUUGUUUGUAUUUUUCCAGCAUCCCACAACAAGCCUUCUCCGUCAUUUUAACGCUAAAAUAAAAACACAAUUUGAAUUGUCUUCAACGAAUCAAACAUCAAAGUGCUUGUUGUGUUCAUUACUUGUUGUUUAUACUGUUGUGUUACUCAAAUACUGGCUUUAUUGUUGUUUAUCGCUUAUUUGUUUAUUCCCACUGUCCUCGUAUUUGUUGUUUGUAUUUUCCUCAGCUAGUUCUUGCAUUUUAUUGUGACCUUCCUUGACCGUUUUGUUGAGUUUUUACGUCGCUCCACUGUUUGUUGUUACUUUCCUCAAUAAAUGUUGUUCAUUCUUA
This is a messenger RNA of Phycodurus eques (leafy seadragon), 7549 nucleotides long. It is a transcript of the gene zfyve16, whose product is annotated as zinc finger, FYVE domain containing 16. The record is from RefSeq and is a predicted model, not a curated record. Gene Ontology annotation, cellular component: early endosome membrane. The transcript is spliced from 18 exons. Bases 636 to 4520 code for a protein of 1294 amino acids. Gene Ontology annotation, biological process: endosomal transport. Gene Ontology annotation, molecular function: metal ion binding. NCBI's taxonomy places the organism in Eukaryota, Metazoa, Chordata, Actinopteri, Syngnathiformes, Syngnathidae.